AUGCCGCCCGCGCAGCUGGGGGCGCCCCCCGCUCGGGGGUCCUCGGGGCCCCCCUGGAAGCUGGCCCUGGGCGAGGCGCUGAGCAGCCAGUACGGGCUCAACGUGUUCGCCGCGGGGCUGCUGCUGCUGCUGGCCUGGGCCGUGCACGCGGCGGGCGCGGGCGCGGGCGCGCUCCUGUGCGCGCUCACGGCGCUCAUGCUCGCGCAGCUGCUCUGGAUGCUGUGGCACGUGGCCCGCAGCGCCGCGCGCCGCCGGCUCAUCCGACACGAGGACGCGCACGCGGGCGCGCGCUGGCUGCGCGGCAGCAUCGUCUUGUUCGCCGUCAUCACCAUCAUCCUGGGCUGCCUCAAAGUUGGCUACUUUGUUGGAUUCUCAGACUGUUUACCCAUCACAGAGGGAGUGUUCCCGGUCGUACACACAGCCCACACCCUGUUGCAGGUCUACUUCCUCUGGGGACAUGCCAAAGACGUCAUCCAGUCCUUCAAGACCUUGGAAAGGUUUGGGGUGAUCCACUCUGUCUUCACCAACCUGCUGCUGUGGGCUGCGGGAGUCCUGAAUGAGUCCAAGCACCAGCUCAAUGAGCAUAAGGAGAGACUCAUCACCUUGGGAUUUGGGAAUAUCACCAUGGCCCUGGACGACCACAGCCCCGCCUGCAACUGCACCCCGCCGGCCCUGUGCUCGGCGCUGUCCCAGGCCAUCUACUUCCUGUACCCCUUCAACAUCGAGUACCAGAUCGUGGCCUCCACCAUGUUCUACGUGCUGUGGCGGAACGUGGGCCGCCGGCUGGACGCGCCGCAGCCCCCGCGCCCCCCGCCUCCCCCCUGCCGGCCGCCCCCGGGGGCGCUGCUGGGCCUGGGCGCCCUGGCCGGCACCUGCGGCGUGGUGGCCGCCUACCUGGCGCGCGUCGGCCGCUCCCGGGCGCACAGCGAGGCGGCGCUGCUGCUCUUCUACCUGGCGGCCAGCGCGCUGCUGCUGCUGAUGGCGCUGGCCGGGCUGGCGGGGCUGGGGGCGCUGCGGGGACCCCGACGGCCGCACCUGCGCGCGCACCUCCCCGCUCGCCAGCUGGACGCGCACCUGCUGGUGGGCGCGGCCUCGGGUUCCUGGCUCAUCUCUUGGGGGUCGCUGCUGGCGCUCGGCUGCGCCCCCUCGCGGCCGCCCUACGCCUGGGCGGCGCUGCCCUACUCGCUGCUGGUCAUCGCGCAGGAGGCCGUGCAGAACGUCUUCAUCCUGGGCGCCGCCCUGCGCGCACCCGCCGCCCCGCCCCGCGCGCCCGUGCAAACCCUGCGCGUGGCCGCCGUGGGCGCGCCCCCGGGGACCGGCCUGGACUGGGAGCGCGAGGGCGGCCUCUGGUGGUCGGGACGGGAACAGCAGGAGAGCAGCGCCCAGGGGCCAGGGCUGGAGGGAGAGGGCGGCCCCUGGUGGUCGGGACGGGAACAGCAGGAGAGCAGCGCCCAGGGGCCAGGGCUGGAGGGAGAGGGCUCCCUCUCGUGGUCCGGACGGGAACAGCAGGAGAGCAGCGCCCAGGGCCCAGGGCUGGAGGGAGAGGGCGGCCUCUGGUGGUCGGGACGGGAACAGCAGGAGAGCAGCGCCCAGGGCCCAGGGCUGGAGGGAGAGGGCGGCCUCUGGUGGUCCGGAUGGGAACAGCAGGGUCCCCUCCCAGGACCGGGCCAGGGCCAGCAGCUUCAGGAACCCGGCUGUGACCAGGAGGGCAGCCCGCAGGGCUUCUGCCAGCACCAGGAGGCCGCCAGGACCAGCAUCCUCAGGAACAUCACAGCAUUCCUCUUCCUCUGCAACAUCUCGCUCUGGAUCCCCCCCGCCUUCGGCUGCCGCCCCGAGUAUGACAAUGGUUUGGAGGAGACCGUGUUUGGCUUCGAGCCCUGGAUCACCGUGGUCAACCUGGCCAUGCCUUUCUCCAUUAUCUACCGCAUGCACGCCGCCGCCUCGCUCUUUGAGAUCUAUUGUAGCCUCUAGCCGGGGUGGGGCCGCCGGAGGGGCGCCACCGGGCAGGCUGCGACUGGGCAAAUAUUGACCCGCAGAUGUGACCAGGGCAGCUGUUGUCUGCAGGCAUUGUUGGGGACGGGAUUGCCAACAAGGGAGGGGACGGGUUCGGUCUCAUCAAGCCCUGAAAAGUGUGUUCCUUCCUGAAUGAGACCGGCUGUUGUGCAAGAAUCUUGUCCCCUCGGGGGGAGGUGGCUUUACGAUUAUUUUCAUCAUAAAAAUUGUUUUCCUGUUGCUGUAUU
This is a messenger RNA of Erinaceus europaeus (western European hedgehog), 2240 nucleotides long. It is a transcript of the gene OTOP1, whose product is annotated as otopetrin 1. The coding region runs from base 1 to 1971 and encodes 656 amino acids. The record is from RefSeq and is a predicted model, not a curated record. Gene Ontology annotation, molecular function: proton channel activity. The transcript has 7 exons. Gene Ontology annotation, biological process: proton transmembrane transport; inner ear morphogenesis. Gene Ontology annotation, cellular component: membrane. Lineage: Eukaryota; Metazoa; Chordata; Mammalia; Eulipotyphla; Erinaceidae.